CGGGGCCGCCGGCGCUGCUGCAGCCGCUGCCGCUGCCGCGGGAGGCGUUCGACCUCGGCUGAUAUUCGCCAUCGUGGACUCUGUCAGGGAGGUGCUGUUGUCCUCAUUUUCGCGGAAGAAGAAACAGGCUGGGAGAACUUGAGCCCUUUGACCAAGGUCCUGCGGUUGGUUGGCUGGUAAAUGGAGGGACUGAGGACAAGAUGAAGCUCAUCAUCCUGGACCAUUAUUCUCAGGCCAGCGAGUGGGCAGCCAAGUACAUCAGGAACCGCAUCAUCCAGUUCAACCCAGGGCCAGACAAGUACUUCACCCUGGGACUUCCUACUGGGAGCACCCCAAUUGGUUGCUACAAGAAGCUCAUUGAGUACUGUAAGAAUGGAGACCUGUCCUUCAAAUAUGUGAAGACUUUCAACAUGGAUGAGUACGUGGGCCUUCCUCGAGACCACCCGGAGAGUUACCAUUCCUUCAUGUGGAACCAUUUCUUCAAGCACAUUGACAUCCGCCCAGAAAACACCCACAUUCUGGAUGGGAAUGCAACUGACCUGCAGGCUGAGUGUGACGCCUUUGAAGAGAAGAUCAGAGCCGCGGGGGGCAUCGAGCUGUUUGUCGGAGGCAUCGGGCCUGAUGGACACAUUGCCUUCAAUGAGCCGGGCUCCAGUCUGGUGUCCAGGACCCGUGUGAAGACUCUGGCCAUGGACACCAUCCUGGCCAAUGCUAGGUUCUUCGAUGGUGACCUCACCAAGGUGCCCACCAUGGCCCUGACGGUGGGUGUGGGCACUCUAAUGGAUGCUAGAGAGGUGAUGAUCCUCAUCACGGGUGCUCACAAGGCCUUUGCUCUGUACAAGGCCAUCGAGGAAGGAGUGAGCCACAUGUGGACUGUGUCUGCCUUCCAGCAGCAUCCCCGCACGGUGUUUGUGUGCGAUGAGGAUGCCACCCUGGAGCUGAAAGUGAAAACUGUCAAGUAUUUCAAAGGUUUAAUGCUUGUUCAUAACAAGUUGGUGGACCCCUUGUACAGUAUCAAAGAGAAAGAAACAGAGAAAAACCAGCCUUCUGAGAAACCAUACGGUGAUUAGCCUGUACCCAUCCUAGCAUCGAGUACCUCUUUAGGACAGGCAGAGCAAAUUCUGGAAAUUGCCUUUAGGAGGACAGAAUGGUGUUUCUUUAAUCCAGUAUGGUUACUCCAGAUCAAUGGAUAUUUUUCUUGGCUAUGCAGCAUGGAACCUAGUCAUGAGAGUUUAGCUACAGGGAGGAGGACAUGUUUUCUAACUUACUUUAAUCAGAAAAAGCGUCUCUGAAAAAUGUACUCUGGAAUUUUGAGGUCUGCCCUACACAGAUCAGGAUUUUUAGCUUUUGUUCUGCCUCUGGCACAGUUCUCACAGAUGACACACUCCUGUCAGAAAUUUCUAUCAUUACAUACACUGAUUCUCCAUUGUGGGAGUACGGGGGCCUGUGUAUAUUGGCCAGAACCUGUUUGGAGAGGCUUUGAAAGCCCCUCUUGAGUGGGCCUGCCUCUCCUUUGAGAAUUCAGUGUUCUAGGUUAAGGAACAAAGUCUCAACCUUCUGUUCAGUUAUAAGUGCCAUGGCAAGAAAAUGAUUCCUUUCUUUCCCUAGCUAGUUGUUUUUUUUUCCCCCUGCUCUCACAGUUGGCCUUUCUGUAAACUCAAGAGGACUCCCACCUCCCUGGGGGAGGAUAUGGGUGGCUAGGGCUGAAGAGAAGGCUUUUGCUGAUACACUCAGAGCCUCAAGGUGCCUAGCCACAUCAAACUCCCUUCCCUCUGGGACCCUCUGGCACCCAUGUAGUUGUUCCGAGGUCUCACUGGGGCAACAGAUCCUGCCAUAGUGUCGUGUUCAGCAAAGGGGGCCGGGGCAAGCAGCUCAGGCCUAAGUUUAGUCACAACAGGAACAACAUGUUAUCCUGUUUCUCUGAGUGCUGAGUGCCCGGACAACAUACCAAAUGCUUCUAAAGUUGCCUAAUAGUAGCCUUUCUCCACUUAAAAUACCCUGCCCUUCCAACCCACUCAGGUUCCUGUGGUGUGGUCUGAUGUUCCCAGAGCAUCAGGAAAUAACAGACUCCUUUGUCCCUUUAUCCUUCACCUCUUGUUCACAAAAUGAAUUUAUUGCCCUGCCUUUAGAUUCUCAUAAGCCUUUGUGAAGCGGAUGUUGCCUUCCCCUUCCUGUUUCUGUGCCUGUUUGAAGCUCCUACUUCCUUUCUUUCUGGGAAAGAUCUUUCAGAGACUAGCUCAGGCCUCUCUUCAAGUACUGUAUUGGGUACCAGUGUUUUGUCUUUAGCUUUUAUACGUGAUUGUGCUGUUAUUCUGUCUUAAGCUAAUGGAUCAGUGGACUUGUUUACAAGGUGAUAUUUUCUAUUAAAUCCAGUAUUUUCAAAUAAAAUCUGUCUUUGUGGA
Nyctereutes procyonoides (raccoon dog) is the source of this 2402-nucleotide messenger RNA. RefSeq names its product glucosamine-6-phosphate deaminase 1 (gene GNPDA1). The record is from RefSeq and is a predicted model, not a curated record. Lineage: Eukaryota; Metazoa; Chordata; Mammalia; Carnivora; Canidae. The transcript has 8 exons. Gene Ontology annotation, cellular component: cytoplasm. Gene Ontology annotation, biological process: D-glucosamine catabolic process; carbohydrate metabolic process; N-acetylglucosamine catabolic process. The coding region runs from base 201 to 1070 and encodes 289 amino acids. Gene Ontology annotation, molecular function: identical protein binding; glucosamine-6-phosphate deaminase activity.